AUGUAUCGCGGUACUUUCUGCAUUCUGCAGGUGUGGCGCGCCGUCAAGUCCGUGAGGAGCUGGAGCCUCAGCGACUGGAGCUCGUUUGCAGCAGUUCUCUGUGCCAUCGACUGUACCGUGCUGCCCGCUCUUGCGGCGGUCCUGCCAGUCCUUGGCUUUAUUGGUGACACAGACGGUGCUCACGAACACAUCCACUAUUACUCAGAUAUGGCUGCCUUCUACGUCGUUCUGCCCCUUGGUUUCAUCACACUCAUGACUAAUUAUCUGCAGCAUCGACGAACACUUCUUCUUCUGUGGGGCCUCACCGGUCUCUCGAUUGUUUUCGUCGCGCAUUCGCACCACAGCAUCCCCUUACCCCACUGGCUACAUGACAUCGUCCAUGACCACGCCGUAGUCGGUGUCCUGGGGUCGGCUGCAUUGAUUUCGAGUAACUACUUCUCCCAUAGAGCCAUCCACAGUCACGACACCCCAGGCUCACGCGCCACGUGCUGCGAAAUGAAGGGUCGUUGCGUUGCAAAGGCCGAUGACAUAGACGAUGUUGGAGGCUUCGGUUCCCAAACUAAAGUGAAAUGA
Messenger RNA from Neospora caninum, 573 nucleotides. RefSeq lists its product as hypothetical. The transcript is spliced from 3 exons. Lineage: Eukaryota; Apicomplexa; Conoidasida; Eucoccidiorida; Sarcocystidae. Bases 1 to 573 code for a protein of 190 amino acids. Gene Ontology annotation, cellular component: membrane. The record is from RefSeq and is a predicted model, not a curated record. Gene Ontology annotation, biological process: mercury ion transport. Gene Ontology annotation, molecular function: mercury ion transmembrane transporter activity.